Molecule: messenger RNA, 1631 nt
Organism: Marmota monax (woodchuck)
Lineage: Eukaryota; Metazoa; Chordata; Mammalia; Rodentia; Sciuridae
Product: ATPase family AAA domain-containing protein 5-like
Exons: 1
Coding region: 582-1631 (349 amino acids)
Source: RefSeq, a predicted model, not a curated record
UCUUUGGACAUAUUCUCAAAUACAGUAUUUAAGAAGAAAGUAAAGAGGGUUAAUUUAUCUCAACAGCUAAAUAAUAUAAAAACUGAGAAUGAAUCUCCAAUUGAAAUUAACAGUGAUGAUAGCAAAGAAGACUGUAGUUUAAAUAAUGAUUUUGUGGAAAAUAGUGCUUCUGUUUUACUUUACAAUAGACAUGUGGAGGUUCUUGUAGAAAGUAUUCAUGAUGUUGAAAGACAGUCAAAUGCUAUGACUUUCAAGAAAAAUUCUAAGAAAGUGAAUCCUAAACAAAGGAUGACAAAAGGUGAUUGUAAAAGGUUAGGAAAAAGGAAAUACAGAGAUGUAAUAGAUCUAUCUGAAAGUUUACCCUUGGCAGAAGAACUAAAUCUGCUUCAAAAUAGUGAUAAGACAGCAAAGAGAUAGUAUCUUCCCUAACUAAUGAAAUUGAGAGUACUACAAAUGAUGCAAACUCUAGUGAUCAUGUUACUGAAACAGCCCAUUUAAAUGAUUGUACGAUAACUGUCUCAUAUGAAGAAUUUUUAAAAAGUCACAAGGAAAAUAAAGUGGAACAGAUACCAGACUCAACAAUGUCAAUUUGUUUACCUUCUGAAACUGUUGAGGAAAUAGGCACAAGUGGUUAUAUAAGUGAAUCAGAAAACUGUGAGAUAUCUCAGCUGAUGCACUUUAAGACAGUUACUGUCCUUGCACAAGUUCACCCCAUUCCUCCAAAAAGGACAAAGAAAAUACCCCCAAUUUUCUUGAAACAAAAGAAAUUUGAGAUGGAAAAUAGUCUUUCUGAUCCUGAGAAUGAACAGACAAUUCAGAAAAGAAAAUCUAAUGUUGUUAUACAGGAGGAAGAAUUAGAAUUGGCUGUGUUGGAAGCUGGAAGUUCUGAAGCUGUGAAACCAAAGUGUACCCUAGAAGAAAGGCAGCAGUUUAUGAAAGCAUUUAGGCAGCCAGCAUCAGAUGCAAUUAAAAAUGGUGUCAAAAAGUCUUCAGAUAAGCAGAAAGACCUCAAUGAAAAAUAUUUAAAUGAAGAAGGACGAGAUAAUAAUUCUAAGAAAAUCAUGGAAAAUCUUAAUAUUCAAAUGGUUUCAAAUGGUAGUUCACAGUCACACGCUGAUAGAAGAAGUUUUCCUACGGAGAAAAGUAAAAUGCUAAAGAAAAAGAAUAAGGAAACAUUAGAUACUGGGGCUACUACAGGUGAAAACCAAAAAGAAAAUAAUCAAAAGAAAGAAACAAUUCUUUCCUUAAGAAGUAAACAAAAUCAGAAUAGACUUAGAAUGAGUUUGAGACACAAGAAAUCAGAAAUUUUCAAAAGCACUACAUUACUUAACAGUGAAAAUCUUGUUUGUGAAGGUAUAGCAAAUGGUGACCCUCUAAUGAUUUCUUCUCUGUGUGACAAGAAUAAAUCAUCAAGGAAAACCAGCACAUCAAUUAAAGAAAAGAUUAUAUAUCCUAAGGCUGAACCUGAAGACAGAUUGGUAAAUGUUUCCACACCUAAAUCAUCCAGACGAUCUAUAAGAAAUAGCAGCACACCUACUACCAUUAGAGGUCCUGAUUAUGAAGAUGUACAAGACAAUAGUCGAGUACAAGUUUUCUACUCCCAAAACAGCCAGUGUAUCAGAAAAGCAUAG